This is a messenger RNA of Nezara viridula (southern green stink bug), 834 nucleotides long. Lineage: Eukaryota; Metazoa; Arthropoda; Insecta; Hemiptera; Pentatomidae. The record is from the annotation of a GenBank genome assembly.
AUGGAACCCAAGUUGGGUGCCGACAGCAAGGAAGACGGCGAAGGAGGAGGAGGCGAGGAAGGGGAUGGGGGAGGAGGAGGCCAGGGGGGCGAAGACACCGCACCGCCUCCAGCGGGGGGAGCUCCCCCACCUGAGGGGGGAGCCCCCCCACCUGAGGGGGGAGCCCCCCAACCAGAGGGGGGAGCCCCCCCACCUGAGGGGGGCGCUCCCCCAGCAGAAGAAGCCGCGCCGCCCCCACCUGCUGAGGAAGACCCCCCGGCCUCGGCGCCAGACGACACGCCGCCCGUCGAAUAAAACGAUGAAGGUGGUGACGCUGGGGAAAACCAGGAUAGGGACGGGCCAAAUGAGGAUAGGGGAGGGGAUGAAUCAGAACCAGAACGGUCUGGAGAAGAGACCCCACAUUCUGGACGAAGAAAUGAAGGAUCUUCUGAGACCGGUAGAGGAACAUCUGGAGCUGAAGGAUCUUCAAAUACUGGCGGUGGAACAUCUGGAGCUGGAGGAUCUUCGGACACCGGCAAAGAAAAAUCUGGAGCUGGAGGAUCUUCGGACACCGGCAAAGAAAAAUCUGGAGCUGGAGGAUCUUCGGACACCGGCAAAGAAAAAUCUGGAGCUGGAGGAUCUUCGGACACAGAUAAAGGAAAAUCUUCUGGAGCUGAAGGAUCUUCGGACAGAGAUAAAGGAAAAUCUUCUGGAGCUGGAGGAUCUUCAGACACGGGCAAAGAAAAAUCUUCUGGAGCUGAAGGAUCCUCAGACGCCGGCAGAAGAAAAGUAGUUCGUGAUCCUUGGGAUGACCAUACGGACCCGGGUGCCUCCAUCGUCGACAGCGCUCCCUGA